AUGUGGUACAUCUCUGAUUUAUCUGUUCUUUCUCAAUUUAAGAAGUCUGCACUUCCUCCCAUUUGGAAUGCAUUUUUUACGAUAAUGUUCAAAUGCUUUUCUGAGAGAUCAACUGGAUCUGACAAUGCAAGUCGAUUAUUUCAUACUUUGUUAUAUGGACUCUAUACUGGAGAAAAUAUUGAUUUUGGAACUAUCUUAUGGGAUCAAUUUGUUCAAAGUCCUGCUUCAAAAACAAAGGACAUUGAAAUUUCCCGUGCUCGUUUUUGGUCAAUUAUGGUGCGAAAUGCUAUGCUCCAUUAUCAUAUUCCAGAGAUCAGAGAUGUUGUUAUUGCUGAUAUUCCCAAGAUGAAAACCUCAAUGUUUGUCACUUUUGAACCAAAGAAUUUCUUGAUUGUGGGUUUAAUUUCUCAAUCCAUGUUAUCUAUGGUUCCUGCUGGUAAUCCUGUCAUUAUUGAAUAUUUGAAGACUGCAGUUCCUACUGGAGAUAUUGGAUCUGAUUCCAUUCAUGAAGAAGAAAUUCCAAAGAAAAAAGUUCUAUGA
Molecule: messenger RNA, 540 nt
Organism: Lactuca virosa
Lineage: Eukaryota; Viridiplantae; Streptophyta; Magnoliopsida; Asterales; Asteraceae
Source: the annotation of a GenBank genome assembly